Molecule: messenger RNA, 1182 nt
Organism: Spodoptera exigua (beet armyworm)
Lineage: Eukaryota; Metazoa; Arthropoda; Insecta; Lepidoptera; Noctuidae
Source: the annotation of a GenBank genome assembly
AUGUUUACGGACGAUAACUACGUGUUCGGUGAUCAAAAUGUGCAAGUACCAGCCCAUUUGAAUUUCGGCAAGUUCAUUUUAGACCGUCUUCGUCUCCAAAAAAAUGAAGUUGCUUUGGAACUCGGAGAUACACGUGAGAAACUCACAUACAAGGAAUUCACACAAUAUGCCGUCAAUAUGUCCACCGCUUUGACAAAGCUGGGGGUUGGGCGGGGCGACAUUGUUGCAGUCGGAUCCGAAAAACGCAAUGAAUUCGUUCCGACGGUCCUUGCAAUCGUGUUCACCGGGGCGACGUACACCCCCUAUGAUUUAAAGAGCGGGAGAGCGGUAUUAAAACACAAGAUAGGUUUGACGAAACCGAAAUACUUUAUAUGUUCGAAAUUGUUUUGGAAUACGUACAGUGACAUAUUGAGGAGUUUUGAUUGCAUAGAGAAGUUUGUAACACUAGAUGAAGGCACGGAGUCAGUAAUUUCUAUCAGAACUUUGAUCACGAAUGAUGCUGACGUAAGUAAGUUUGAGCCAGUGCAAGUUCAGGGACAGAGUGACAUCGCCUUCAUUUUGUAUUCGUCGGGCACCACAGGCAUGCCAAAAGGCGUACAACUGACACAUUUAAAUUGCAUCCUCAAUAGUCUGCCUGAUGAGUUUCCGAAAGUUAAAAAUAUCCUGCAAGGGUACGGCAUGACGGAGGCUGGUGAGUUAACGUCAGAGAGCUGGGGAACAAAAGGACCCAAGUCAGGUAGCGUUGGCAUGGCUUCCCCUGGCAUAACUUUAAAGGUCGUUGAUCUCGAAACCCGUAAAACUGUGGGUCCCAACCAGCGAGGUGAAAUAUGUUUGAGGGGACCAGUUCUCAUGAAAGGUUACAUCGGCGUCCCGCCAUCAAAUUACUUAGACGAAGACGGCUUCUUCAAAACCGGAGACUUGGGUUAUUUUGAUGAAGACAGGUAUUUCUAUAUUGUAGAGAGAUUGAAGGAAAUCAUAGUGUACGAUGGUUAUAAGGUAGCUCCAUUAGAACUGGAAACCAUUCUACAAUUACACCCAGGAGUUCGUGAAGCUGGUGUAGUUGGUAAACCAGUGAAGGUGUAUGGAGAGGAACCGACUGCUUUUGUUGUUAAACAACCGGGUGUCAAUGUUACUGAGAAGGAGCUCUUAGACUAUGUAGCUGAGGAGGUGCGGUAUAAAUAA